AUGAAAGAAGCCAUCGUCAACGCCGACCUCUCCGUCGAGAUUAAGGACUCCCCCAUCCCCGAACCAGGCCCAGGCGAACUCCUCAUCAAAGUCAUCGUCUCCGGCACGAACCCAAAGGACUGGAAACUCCCCUUUUGGUUCCAAGCCGCCUCCAACUCGGGCGAUGACGUAGCCGGCACAAUCGAGAAGGUCGGCGCCGAGGUCUACGAGUUCGCAAAGGGCGACCGCGUCGCCGGGUUCCACAUCAUGCGCACCGCCAACGGCAGCUUCGCAGAGUACGCCAUCGUCCCCGCCUACACCGCCUUCCACCUCCCCGCGAGCGUCUCCUACGAGGAGGCCGCGACGGUGCCGCUGGCUGCGUAUACCGCUGCCACGGCGCUGUUCCACUCGCUUGAGAUCCCCUCGCCUUGGGACCGCAAGAGGGAUACCAAGGCGCCUGUUGUGAUUUACGGCGCCAGCACCGCGAUCGGCGCGUUUGGUAUCAAGCUUGCCAAGAAGGCGGGCGUGCACCCUCUCAUCGCCAUCGGAAGCAAGAACAGCGCCUUUGUCACGCCUCUCUUGGAGGAAGCCAAGGGCGACGACAAGUUGGCAGAGAAGCUGAGGGAGGUCAUCAAGGCGACCGGGCAGCGAUCGUUCAGGGUCUUUGACACGGUCAGCGAGAAGGGGUCGUACCAGAUGCUCAGCAAGGCCAUCGCGGGCCCGCCCGAGGAAGGUACCGGGUUCAAGCCGAGGAUCACGACGGUGUUGCCCGGCAAGGACUUUAGCGACGUCGAUCCCAGCGUGGAGGUCGUUGUCACGAGCGUCGGGUUCGUGCACGAGGAGGAGGGCCAAGGCAGGCUGUUUGGGUUGAUUUGGGCGCGAGUGUUUGCCGAGGCGCUGAGGACGGGGUGGAUGAAGGCUCACCCGUAUGAGGUUGUCAAGGGCCUCGAGGGCGUCAAGACUGCUCUCGAUGGGCUGAAGGAUGGUACCGUCCGCGCCAAGAAGAUGGUGAUCCGUGUUGCGGAUGGCAAUUAG
Messenger RNA from Colletotrichum fioriniae, 1014 nucleotides. The record is from RefSeq and is a predicted model, not a curated record. NCBI's taxonomy places the organism in Eukaryota, Fungi, Ascomycota, Sordariomycetes, Glomerellales, Glomerellaceae.